Molecule: messenger RNA, 4221 nt
Organism: Atta colombica
Lineage: Eukaryota; Metazoa; Arthropoda; Insecta; Hymenoptera; Formicidae
Gene: stac
Product: protein unc-13 homolog D
Exons: 19
Source: RefSeq, a predicted model, not a curated record
UCUACAAGUUCGGCAACUAUACUUAAGAAUCGAAUGUUUAAAAUAACGGUGAAAUUCUUGGAGAAUACUAAAUCGCGUAUAAGUGCUUUCUGAUUUACUGGGUGAGAAAAAAAAUCGAGCGAAGAUGGAUGAAGAAGCUAUGUGGAAAAAUUUUUAUCACAAGAUCGUAGAAGAGAAAUUAGCAAAGGAAAAUGAGCAGAAAGAGAAAUCGGAGCAUGAGAUAAGGACUAAAAAAAGGAAAAUGGCGCAUUUUGAAAAAUUGAACGAGAAUCAUCCUUAUUAUGUGAUCGCUGCUUUACGAAUGUCUCAAAACCCGGAAGUGAAAGAAGUGACCGUUGCAAGAUUCUAUUGGAAAUUUGUGGCAUUCAACUUUAUUAGCAAAAGAAUACAAGAAUCAGAUGGCGGCUUUUUCGAAAAUCUCGGCACGCUGCUCGCAGAAAAAGCUCGUGCUCAGGAACAAGCAGAAGGUUCACUUCCAGAAAAGAAGAUUAAAAUGCAAGAACAAGAAGAAGAAGAAGAGGAUAGCACUUUGAAUGAAGAAGAAAAUAUCGAUGAAGUAACUGAAGCUUUGCUAGAAACUGACAGUGAUAGAGAUGAAAAUGAACAUGCUCGAAAUUUUUUGGCCGAAUCAAUGGGUUUAAACAUCGAAGAGCUUUAUGCUGCGCUAAUAUAUAUGAUACAACAUCAAAUUGGCUUCGAUGUUUCUAAAGAAUGUAGCCAAGAAACUCUUUUGAAUCAUUUACAAAGUGCUUUCAAAAUUGAUAAUAAAACACACGAAAGAAUUUAAAAAAAUUUUGUCACAUUUGCUUAUACAUAGCCACCAGAACUGCAUCUUAACAUUGAAGUAAUCGAAGCCAAAGAACUAGUUCCCAAAGAUUCGAAUGGUAAAAGUGAUCCUUUCUGCGCUCUUUAUCUCGAAUCAGCACCUACUAGAAGAUACAAUACUGCCGUAAAAACAUGUACAUUAAGUCCAAUUUGGGAAGAACACUUUGAACUGCCGCUGGAGGAUCCCGAAAAUGAUAUUUUAUAUCUUGAAGUAUGGGAUUUCGAUGCUGCCGAAACUGUGCCUGAAAAAAUGAGUAAAGUUAAAGAUAUUAAAGGUGUUCGUGGCUUAGUUAAAUUAGCUAAAGAAAUUGCAGUAACGGCUACAACUGGUAGUCAUAAUAAUGAAUUUAUUGGUCGAUGUCGGAUACCGCUGAAGGAUAUACCUACAACGGGUCAUACUAUGUGGUACGCUCUAGACAAGAAAAAUAAGUCCAAACGUCGUGGUGUUGUAAAGCUUCGAUUAGCCUUCAGUGCAGAACAUAAUGCACAAGUAGCUGCACAAGAACACCGACACCUGUUAAGAGUGCUAUUGCUUCAUGAGAUUGAAACAGAAAAAAUUGAAAAAUAUUGUUGGUGUGGUCGUUGGUCGGGGCCAGCCGAAGCGCUUAUUCUUCAACAUAGUGCGCAACGUGGCUUACUAGCCAGAAAUCUCGCUCUGGCACAAUGGAUCGAAUACGCAAGAAUCCAUGAGGAGCAUCCAUUAAGUUUCACAAUUUUCAAUGAACUCAUAAUUAAUUUGCUUAGACCAAUGGAUAGUGGUCUGUUCUCUGUUGAUGAAACAAAACUCUUUUGGAAAGCCACAAAGAAAAUUAUAUUUUCAUGCCUAAACACUAUACGAAAAAUUAGAAAAUUGAUUUUAGGAAACCAAAAUACAAUAAUACAAUUAACUUCCAUCUUAAGGGUAUUAUCAUCUAUAUCCUCUUUGAAAGUUCCUGAAGAUGUUGACUUAUUUCCCGCCAAAAUGUAUUUUUGGUUUUCUGAAUCUGAAAAUUUGAAGAUAGACAUACUCCAAGGUUUAGAGUUCACUAUUACACAAAGCUGUACUGAAUGGUUUGAACAUAUAUUAAGCAAUAAUUCACCUGAAACAGAGUCUGAUGAAGACGCGCUUAGGUAUUAUAUUAAAGUAAUUCAACUGAUUAGAGCAGAUUUACAGAGAGCUAUUGAUUAUUAUGACAAAAUAUUCAUAAAGAAAAUUAAUAUUCCAUAUGCAAGAAUGAUGUAUAUUGCGUAUGAAAAGAGAAUCAGUGAUAUGUGCAUGAUCAUUAUAGAGGACGUGUGUGCCAGAUUGAAACGAAUUGAAGUUGAUAGCACUGAUAAUGCAGAAUUAAGCCUAGGCACGACUCUAUUCGAGCUUUAUCUUAUACUUCAAAGAUAUGCUACACUUGGCCAGGUACUUUGUGCCGAAGGACAAUUAGAGAAUAUGAAAAUACAAAAUUAUUACGAUUGGUUUAAGGGCGGUAUCGCGCAUUGGCUGGAAAUCGCAGUGUAUAAAGCACUUAAACGCAUCGAUAGAGCAGUCGAAAUUGAUACUUUGCAAGCAAUUGACAGUAGCGUUCAGUAUAGUUCAAGCGCUGUAGAUACAUUAACAACAUUUUAUCAAAUUAAAGUUUUUUGGACGCAGUUAGCGUGGCCCGAUGUUGAAGGUUCUUAUACAUUCAUAGCAAGAAUUAUUGAUGAUAUUUGUAAGUGUUCCAUGGCAUAUGCUGAUAAAAUGGCAGCAAAAGCGGAGAUAACAACAGAAUUAGAACAACUUUCGCAGAGUAGCGUGUAUGAAAAAAGAUUUACAAUAUCGACGGCCUGGUGCUUUGCUAUUAAUAAUAUCGAUUAUAUUAGAACAUCGAUUGCACCACUAGCUCAGGACUUGGGAUUACAGGAUAUUAUAGAUGCUUUAGGAGAGCAUAAGACUCAUGAAGAGGCUGAUCGUUGUCGACAGACUCUUCAGCUUAUCAUUAACAAUGCUACAGAUACUGUGAAGAACAAGAUCAUAGAGUUAUUGGAAGUUGUAGCUAACAAAAUGGCUCCUGCAAUGAAUAGAUAUCUCAUGGAGGGUGCCGAAUUAAUUGAUACAACCAGCAACGCGAUGGAUCGUCUGCUACAGUAUUUAGACAGUAAUCUAGCAACUUUGCAUGAUAAUCUCAACGAGGAUAACUUUAACAGAGUUCUCCAUGUGAUUUGGGAAAUCAUAUCACAAACGUUGUAUGAUCUAGUCAACACUAAUUUAGAGAAACGACGACCACCAGCAUUUUAUUCGAAUUUGCAUAAAACUCUUCACACGCUCAUUCGAUUCUUUAAUCUCGGUGCUGAUGAAACAGCAAACAUCCAGGUUUUGGAGAAAAUAGAACGUCUUUUACAAUUACAUGGACUCGAGACUGCUGAGCUCAUACAUCGUUAUCAUCAAGAACGCAUGGAGGAACAGAAGAAAAUAGAAGAACCUGUUUACGGUCUUGUCAGCAUCAAAGCAUAUUUUGUUGAUAAUUCAUUGAACAUCCAGAUUCUAAAUGCCAGAAAUCUCCGAUGUAUGGAUAGCAAUGGCCAUUUUAUAAGCAAGCUGUCUACUCUCGAGCGUAAACUGCAUUCAAAAUCUAAACAAAAAGUCAAAGAAGGGAAGACAAGUAAAUGCGAUUCCUACGUAAAGAUCAGAUUACUACCUGAGGAGAAAUUUGCCGAAAUUAAAAUGCCUAAGACACAUGUGCAGAAGGAAACGCAGUUUCCCCUUUUCGAUGAAAUGUUUAACAUUCCUCUUACUUCGGAACAAAGAGCCGUAGAAAACGCUAUAGUGGCAUUUGAAUUAAAAGACAAGGAUUUUCUUAGAUCAAGAUUUAUGGCUGAAGCUUUCCUAUCAUUUAAUGAAAUUCCUGAUACUGAACCAGAAACUAGUUUCGCAAUUUUAGAUCAAAUUCAUAUAAAACUUUCUCGUCCGACCAAAAAAAAUACGGAUAUCAUUCGCGCAUUGGAACAUCGAAAAGGAGACAAUCAAGCAAUGGACUUCAUUUCAAGGCUUAAUACUAAAGUGAAUUCUAAAUGAUCCACGUGGAGUUUCAACUUUAACAUUGACUUACGUUUGGACAAUUUUCGAAAAUAUGCAAUGCAAAAUGUAUUCACACAACUCAGUUUAUAUAAGGCAUGGUAAUGUUAAUAUCGCAAUCUGCUUUACCAAAAGUCGCUGUGAAUAUUUCUUGAUAAAUAUGUUUCGAUCAUUGUGUUAUUAUAAAUUCUAUAACACAAUGCUUACAAACAUCUUAAGGCUGUGCAUAAUUUCGUUAGUAAAGUUUUUAUACUUUCGAAAGAAUUAUUCAAUAAUGCAUUUCGAAACUUUAAGGUCGAAAAUUGUAAGGCUGAGUAAAUGCUACUUAGAGAGAAAUAUAAUUAUAUUUAUUAUACAAUAGUAAAUUACAU